Owenia fusiformis is the source of this 1060-nucleotide messenger RNA. The record is from the annotation of a GenBank genome assembly. NCBI's taxonomy places the organism in Eukaryota, Metazoa, Annelida, Polychaeta, Sabellida, Oweniidae.
CGGUACAGAUGUAGAGAAAAGUCCAGUUUGGUUUUAUUCAGAUUUUGCAGUAUAUCGUCCCUUGUUAACAAUGGCAGUAUACAUAAUAAGUAUUAUAUUUGCGGGAUUCAUCACUUACACCGCAUGGCCUGGUUCAAGUCUCUUUUCCUGGCAUCCAACCCUAAUGACAAUUGCGUUUGCAUUGCUGAUGUGUCAAGCUGUAAUGGUCUUCUCUCCAUAUUCAAUCUUCAAAGCAGCUGAUAGGAAGUCUAAAACACAAUGGCAUUGGAUUGUCAUGAUUGCUGCAAUGGUCACAUCAGGAGGAGGUUUAGCCACAAUAGUUUAUAACAAAUAUCGCAAUGGAGCAUCUCAUUUUACGACGUGGCAUGGAUUAAUAGGCCUCAUAACCAUGAUCUACAUGUGCUGUCAAUCAUCUGGUGGAACACUCCUUCUUUACCACAAUCUCGUGAAAAAAUUUGUGAAACUAAAAGACAUGAAAAUGUACCAUGCGACAUCUGGGUUGUUUAUGUACAUGUUAGCAAGUGCGAGUCUUGUUUUGGGGAUGUACUCUAGCUGGUUCCAAGCUGUUGUCACAGGGACAUCAUGGUACGUGUGUGCAAGUUGCCCCGGUUUAUUGGCGCUAUUUGUUAUGAAUCAGAUCACGACAGCAUACCUGCCAAAACCUGCCCAACCCAGGAUGUAACAUCACCUUUUUUCAAGUCACUCAUAGUCAAAUCCAAAGUGUUCAUGUGAUAAUCUGCCUUCACCAUUAAACAAUAAAUUAGAAAACCAAGAGGUAUAUUUUAAAAUAUGAGAUAUGAGCAGGGAGUACAUAAUAAAGCAUUAAAAGGAGACUUUCCUUAUUAACCUGUUACUGUCUUGUUAUGGUUGCUGUAAACAAUUAUAGUUUUUUUACUUAUUGAACUCAAAUGUGAGGAAUAUAUUCAAUGUGAAAAUUAACAACAAAAUAUUGUCUAUGAAGAUGAAUACUGAGGUUCAAGCAAAGUGACUGGAAUUUCAGGUUUGUACUGUUUAUGGUUGGAAGUAUAAGGCAACCAUCAGCUUUCUUGUCAUUAAUACA